AAAACACUUUAUAUAUAUAUAUAUAUACUCACACAUCCAUAUCUCAAACACUUACACUCUCUCUCUCUAUAUCUCCCAACCAAAACAUCAAAGUCUCUAUAGAAAAAAAGGGAGAAAGAGAGAAAGACCUCUUUUAUUCAUUUCCUUUUCAUCAAUCAACUUCUCAUAUAUAUAUAUAUAUAUAUAUAUAUUUAUAUAUAUAGAAGAAAAAAAGAUGAAUGGUGGUAGCUAUGAUCAUUCACAGAUGAUGAGACAAGAACAAUACUCAUUAAAAAGAAGAUGGCAAGAGAUUAAGAGACAACAACAACAACAACACUUAAGGCUUAAUACUACUGCGACUCCACCUUCUAACGGUGGACUCUCCUUCAUGGGAUUAACUACUAAUAAUAAUAUUAAUAUCAAUACUUAUCUCCAAGCCACGGCACCACCGCAGAUGCUGGAUCACCGCCACGAGGAUUUGGUGGCAGCUGCGGUGGUGCCGGCGGUGACAGUGGUGCUUGAAGGGCGUUCCAUCUGUCACCGUAUUAGCCUCCAUAAACAUGGGAGUUAUCAAAGCUUUGCUAAAGCCCUCCGACGAAUGUUCGGGGAGGGCGGCGAUCAUGAUGUUGAUGAUAAAGAUCUGGAUCUGUCUAAUGCUGUUCCUGGUCAUCUCAUUGCUUAUGAAGAUAUGGAGAAUGAUCUUCUUCUUGCUGGUGAUCUUAAUUGGAAGGAUUUUGUACGCGUAGCAAGGAGAAUCAGGAUAGUGCCAGCAAAGUCAAAUUCAAAUUCAAGGAAGCCUUCAAGAGAAGAGGUCUUAGUAACAACAGCUACUACUACUACUACCACUUAAUUAAUUAAUUAAUUAAUUAAUUAAUUAUUAACUACAUACCUAGCUAUUACAAACGUAAUUGUAAACAACAAAUAAUAAAAACUAUAGUACUUAAUUUGACUCUGCUUAAUUAUUAUUAUUAUUAUUG
Cannabis sativa is the source of this 956-nucleotide messenger RNA. RefSeq names its product auxin-responsive protein IAA33. Gene Ontology annotation, molecular function: protein binding. Lineage: Eukaryota; Viridiplantae; Streptophyta; Magnoliopsida; Rosales; Cannabaceae. The transcript has 2 exons. The record is from RefSeq and is a predicted model, not a curated record. Gene Ontology annotation, biological process: regulation of DNA-templated transcription. Gene Ontology annotation, cellular component: nucleus. Bases 215 to 829 code for a protein of 204 amino acids.